AUGGAGGCGGCGGAGCUGCGCUGCACGGCGGCCGUGGAGCAGCCGCUGCCGGGGGGCCUCGCCCCGCGCCGCCGCCUGAUGCGGAACGCGACCGUGCUGCUGGGCCGCAACGAGCUGCGGCAGCCCGUGCUGCGCGUGGCCGGCGGCAGCGGCGCGGCGGCGGCCGUGCUGAGCUUCGUGCUGGCCGGUGACGCCGUGAGGCUCUUCACGCGGUUCGCGGGCGAGGGGCGGGCGGCGGUGCGGGUGGGGCCGGACGGCGCCCAGGUGCUGCUGUCCGACUGCCCCCCGGACGCGCUGCGCCGCUUCCUCCGCCUCCUGCGCCUCAAGGUGGCCGCCGGGCCGCGGGACGCGCCGCGCCGCCCCCGCCUGCUGGAGCGGCCGCCGCCGUCCUUCUCCGUGAUCAGCCCGGUGCAGGAGCGGGACCUGCUGGGCAGCCCCGGCCGCCGCCAAGAGCGGGGGCAGCCCCCGGCGGAGGUGCCCCGCAAGGAGAGGCGGCCCCCGGCGAGGCUCUCGGCGGAGCAGGAGGCGGUGCUGGGCGCCGUGCGGAGCGGCAAGAGCAUCUUCUUCACCGGCUCUGCAGGUGAGCGUCCCGGCCACUCUCAUCGGCUCCCCGAUGGGGGAAAGUCCUGUCCAUUGACCUGUUGCUUCUCUCUCGAAGGGACUGGGAAGUCGUUCCUGCUGAAGCGGAUCUUGGGGUCCCUCCCUCCCAACAUCACCUACGCUACAGCCAGCACGGGAGUGGCGGCUUGUCACAUCGGUGGCACUACUCUCCACGCCUUUGCAGGGAUCGGCUCUGGGAAGGCACCGCUGGAACAGUGCAUUCAGCUGGCAGAGAGGCCAGGGGUGCGCCAGCACUGGCUGGCCUGCCAGCACUUAAUUAUUGACGAGAUCUCAAUGGUGGAUGGCAAGUUCUUUGACAAGCUGGAAGCGGUGGCAAGGGCCGUCAGAAAACGGGAUGAGCCUUUUGGAGGAAUUCAGCUAAUUAUCUGUGGGGAUUUCUUACAGCUACCCCCAGUCUGCAAGGCUAAUGAAGAAACCAAGUUCUGCUUCCAGGCAAAAAGCUGGAGGAAAUGCAUCCACGUAAACAUGGAGCUGACUGAAGUGCGGAGACAGACUGACAAGACCUUUGUCUCAAUCCUGAGUGCAAUCCGUUUAGGCAGGUGCACAGAGGAGGUUACCAGACAGCUGAUGCAGACAGCUGCUCACAAGUCUGAGCGUGAUGGGAUCCUGGCUACGAGGCUGUGCACCCAUAAAGAUGAUGUAGAAAUAACCAACGAGAGACGCUUGCAACAGCUCCCAGGAGAAGUGCAUGUGUUUGAGGCUUUGGACAGUGACCCAAUGCUAGUGAAGUUAAUUGAUGCUCAGUGUCCUGUGGGUGGUAGAGUUGAGCUAAAGCUUGGAGCUCAGGUGAUGUUAGCAAAGAACCUUGAUGUGUCUCAAGGGCUGGUGAAUGGGGCACGAGGUGUUGUUGUAGGGUUUGAAAGUGAACAGAAGGGGCUGCCUAAGGUGAGGUUUCUCUGUGGGGUCACACAGCUCAUAAAAAUGGAGAAAUGGGUCAUCAAAGGACCAUCAGGAGUUCAUCUGAGUCGUCAGCAAUUACCUUUAAAAUUGGCAUGGGCCAUUUCCAUUCACAAGAGUCAGGGCAUGUCUCUGGACUGUGUGGAGAUCUCCCUGUCCCGUGUCUUUGAGAGCGGCCAGGCCUACGUGGCCCUGUCCCGCGCCCGGAGCCUCGCGGGGCUCCGUGUCCUGGAUUUCGACCCCAAAGCAGUGAGAGCUGACCCUGCUGUGCUGCACUUCUACAGGCACCUGAGGCACCACCAGCUUCCAGCUCAGGAUUCAUUACACACCUAUUCAGAUACUGAUGAGAAGGAGAACCGGAAAUGCAACUGA
Molecule: messenger RNA, 1890 nt
Organism: Melozone crissalis (California towhee)
Lineage: Eukaryota; Metazoa; Chordata; Aves; Passeriformes; Passerellidae
Gene: PIF1
Product: PIF1 5'-to-3' DNA helicase
Exons: 11
Coding region: 1-1890 (629 amino acids)
Biological process (GO): DNA repair; telomere maintenance
Molecular function (GO): DNA helicase activity
Source: RefSeq, a predicted model, not a curated record